AUGAAUUUGUCCUAUAAGAACCUCUUAGAUUUCUUCUUCUACAUUCUUUUAACAACAUGUUCGAUCAAUGCCUUCACCAUUGACAUAUUCCACCGCGACUCGCCGUCGUCGCCGCUGUACAAUGCGUCGAUGUCGCGAUUCGAGCGCGCUCAAAACAUAUUCAAAAGGUCCAUCGCACGUGACUCCCUUAUCCAACCUCGUGAUGUACAGUCCGGGCUCAAAUUCUCGGCCGGCGACUACUUAACAAAAGUCUACUUAGGAACGCCGCCCGUUGAGCAGCUGCUCCUUGUCGACACCGGCAGCGACCUCACCUGGGUCCAAUGUUCGUGCAUUGAUUGUUACAGCCAAGACCCUCCCUUCUACAACCCUAAGGUCAGCACCACUUUUGCGCCGGUAAAAUGUCGCGAUCCGCAAUCGCAAUGCCUGCUACUUGAUCCCGACACGGUGACUUGUACGAGUAAGGACCAAGAUUGCUCGUACAAGGUAGGGUACGAAGACGGGGCCUCGACGUCAGGAUUUGUCGUAUCUGACUCUAUAUCAUUUUAUCGUAAUGGGGACCCAAAAGCGACGUUUCAUAAUUUCGCUUUUGGGUGCGGGACGAGGAAUUCAGGCGGUGUCGAUGGCGGUGAGUCGGGGAUGCUUGGCCUUGGAUAUACUAGCGAAUCCUUCGUGCAACAAUUUGCCGAUGCCGUCGGUGGCAAAUUCGCGCAUUGCCUAACGCCGCAUACUUCUAGAAAACCGGGAAGGUUGAAAUUUGGCAAAGAUGCGGUGGUAACGGGAAGAAUUUCAUCCCCGUUGAUACAAGUACCCGAUGUACCACACUAUCUCGCUAGCUUGGUCGGAAUUAAGCUCGCCUAUAAUGGCGUAGAAAUGGAGAUAUCAGCUAACACAUCACGCGAAAUGGACGUGCCUCGUAUCCGAGACGCUUUGAUGUUAGACAUGGGCCAAACAAUUUCGACGAUAAUAAACAACUACUAUGUACCUUUGGAGGAGGCCAUGCUACAUCACAUUAAACGCCCUCGUGUCUCCAACAGCUACUCAAACUUGUGCUUCCGGGAGAAGUAUAGGCGCCGCAAGUCUUUAAUAUCGCCGUCCAUAAAGCUCUUGUUUGAAAACAGGGAGUUGGUGUUGCCGCCGAGGUACAAUUUCGUAGAGGUCGAGGAUCGAGUGUUCUGUUUCACUUUCAAACCAACGGAGGAAAAGUUUUCUACGUUGGGAAAUAUUCAUUCCAUAGAUGUACGAAUUGGAUUUGAUCUUGUAAAAUCAAUCGUAUAUUUCGAACCAAUGGAUUGUGCCUAA
This is a messenger RNA of Andrographis paniculata, 1299 nucleotides long. RefSeq names its product aspartic proteinase CDR1-like. NCBI's taxonomy places the organism in Eukaryota, Viridiplantae, Streptophyta, Magnoliopsida, Lamiales, Acanthaceae. Gene Ontology annotation, molecular function: aspartic-type endopeptidase activity. The record is from RefSeq and is a predicted model, not a curated record. Gene Ontology annotation, cellular component: extracellular region. The coding region runs from base 1 to 1299 and encodes 432 amino acids. The transcript has 2 exons. Gene Ontology annotation, biological process: proteolysis.